AGCAGACGUUGUCAAACGACCGUGCUCCUCGCGUUGUUCCAGGUGUACGGUGUGUAUGAUAUUGCGGAGGUUCUCUCUGUUUCUGGAGCUUCAUCAGUCCAUCUGAUCGAAGCGGCCUGACGCGGUAUGCUUUGUCCUUCAGCCGGCUGUCUGUCAGACGUCUGAAAUGCCAUUUCUCCGUCCUCGGCCCCCUUUUUUCUUAGAGAAUAAAGCGGGAACGCCGCUAAAAUGAAGACCGGGAUAAUAAUUUGAGCCGCUUGUUUUUAGCUCGAAUGGGAACAAGCUAGCUGUUAGGCUAGCCAGACAGCUCAGCGCACACCCGGCGGCGGCGGCGGCUCGGAUAUCGGAUUAGUUCAGCCAUGGCUGGGCUCAUCAAGAAGCAGAUCCUGAAGCAUCUCUCCAGGUUUGCUAAGAACCUGUCGCCAGACAAGAUCAACCUGAGCACGCUGAAGGGGGAGGGCCAGCUCACCAACCUGGAGCUGGACGAGGAGGUUCUCCAGAGUGUGCUGGACCUGCCCACCUGGCUGGCCAUCAACCGUGUGUUCUGCAACAAGGCUACCAUCAGGAUACCCUGGACAAAACUGAAGACUCACCCAAUCUCUUUGUCUCUGGAUAAAGUGAUGAUGGAGAUGAGCACGUGUGAUGAGCCUCGUCCACCCAAUGGUCCGUCUCCCAUAGCAACCGCAUCAGGACAAAGUGAAUAUGGCUUUGCUGAGAAAGUGGUGGAGGGGAUCUCGCUAUCCAUCAACUCCAUCGUCAUCAAGAUCAGCGCCAAAGCCUUCAACGCGUCCUUCGAGCUCUCCCAGCUGCAGGUGCACAGCGUCAACACCAGCUGGAGCAUCAGCGACCUGCGGUUCACUCGCAUCCAGGAUCCUCAGAGAGGGGAGAUCUUGAUGUUUAAAGAAAUCAGCUGGCAGAUGAUCCGCAUCGAGGCCGACGCUAUCCAGAGCGCCGAGCAUGAGAUGCUGAGCGCUCCAAUCCGCCUCAUCACCAACCAGUCAAAGAUACGAGUCACUCUUAAGAGACGGAUAAAAGACUGUAACGUGGUGACCUCCAAGCUGAUUCUGAUCCUGGACGACCUGCUGUGGGUGCUGACCGACUCCCAACUGAAAGCUAUGGUCCAGUACGCAAAGUCCCUCAGCGAGGCCAUGGAGAAGUCUGCACAGCAGAGGAAGAGCAUGGCGACAGAUGAUCAGGUCUCAUCGCAGCCUCCAUCAGCCCAGCAGGUUCGAACCCAUCAGGCGUCCCCGGCCGCCGACCAGAGCGCCACCAUAGCCAAACUGUUCGCCGCCUACGACGUGUGCGAGACUUCCCACCACCUCCAGAUCACGCACCUCGACCUGCACAUCUGUGAUGACAUCCACGCCAAGGACAAAGUUAUAAAUAAGAGGAUAACUGGUGGAGCCAUGCAGCUUUCCUUCAGCUCCAUCACUCUGGACUACUACCCUUUCCACAGAGCAGGUGAAAGCUGUGUCCACUGGAUGCACUACAGCGAAGCCACUAAAGCCAGAGAGAGCUGGGCCACGAGUCUGCUGGAUGAGUUCAAAUCCAACGUGGAGAUGCUGAAGAGUGCAGUUCGAGACAAGCGCAGCCCGAGCGCUGCACGCAGCUCCCCACAUCACGGUAAGAUAAACACCUCCUCCUCCAGCACUUCCUUCAGUCCUCCUCCUCCUCCUCAGAGUCCAAAGACCCAACUCAUGUCCAGCUCUGUUGUUGUCAGGAUGGCAGACUUCAGUAUCUACCAGGUGUCAACAGCUGAUCAGCGCCGCUCCACCCCAAAGACCAUGAUCUCCUGUAAUAAGAAGUCCUUGUACCUGCCUGCAGAGAUGCCGGCUGUCCAUGUCGAGUUCACAGAAUAUUACUUCCCUGAUGGAAAAGACUACCCCAUUCCUUGUCCCAACCUGUACGCUCAGCUCAACGCCCUGCAGCUGGUUCUGGACCCUCGCAGCCUGGUUUGGAUCAACCUCUUUGCUCUGGACCUGCGUCAGAGUCUGGAGCAGUUCAUGGAGAUCUACAAGCUCAACGACUCCCAGAAACCUGACGAGCACGUUGACAUCAAGGUCGAUGGCCUGAUGCUGAAACUGGUGGUUCCCACCGAUCAGGACGCCUGCUGCCCUGCAGACCUGCCUCGCUCCGUCUCCGUACAGACUUCAGAAAUGACGGCCACCAACACCCGGCACCCGGCCAACUGCACCCGCUCCCACCUCGAGGCCUUGCUGCAAGCUUUUGAAGCAGAACCGUUCUUCUCUUCAUCUUUUUCCUCGUUUCCUCGCUCCUCCUCCUCUGUGCCCAUCCUUCAUUCUGUCUUCCAGCAGCACGCUCAUGAACAAGACACUAAAAUGCACGACGUCUACCGGGGACUGGUGGUGCCGACGAUGGGCGCAGAUGCCCUCAAGAUGCCUGCCGCCUCAGACUUCUGGGCACUGCACUUUGCCCAGUUUUGGGUGGACUAUGAAGGCACCUGUGGGGGUAAGGGACGCCCACAGCCCUUUGUGGACUCCUUUCCCCUCACUGUGUGGGCCUGUCAGCCCGUGAAACUUGUCCAGCACCAGGAGAACCUGAGAGGAUCUGCUGGAGCCGGGCUCUCCAGAAGCACCUCGAUGGAGGCAGUCGCUCGUUUGCAGAGGAAACGGUUAUUAAAGGAGUAUUACAGCACGGACAGCGCGCCGUCGUCAGCGGUACCACCCAGUAACGGACUCUAUAAACCUCCAUCACUGGACAGCCUGUCUUCUUCAUCCUCUUCAUCAUCCAGUAAAGAUGCAGAUGUGCACAUGCUGGUGCACGUGCAGAAGCACAUAAGUGCUCAGGUGAGCCAUCGGCAGUUUGUGUUCCUGAUGCUCCUCCAGCGCAGCCUCAAAGCUCUGCAGCAAACCCUACAGCAGGAUCUGGAGGACAUGAUCUCCAAGAGGGAACGCAAGGACACCUCCCAGCAUCCUGCUGAGCACCAACCCUUCACUUUCUGCUUAGGGCUCCUGCUCAAAAGUGCAGAGGUGUCCCUCCUCCUGAAGCCUGUACCCCAGCCUGAGGGCACAGGGUCUCCUGCAGGAUCAGAGCUGUCCCCCUCAGAGAGCCGAGGAACUCUGGAGCCUGUGAGUGACGCAGGAGACGGGUCAGAGAAGGGCAAUGACGGUUCUGGCUCUGAAGGAAGAGCAGCUAAGCCACCCAGCACUGUGGACCAGCUGCUGUGUUGUGAAGGUCCAGAGAAUGGAGCCACACAGGGUCCUGCUCCUCUUGUCCCCUCCUCCAGCCCUGCCACACGCCCUGACUCUAAUCACGACGCCACAGAGGAGGAGAGGACUCCAGCUAGGAACUCUGUGAGGGCGAGCUCAGAUGAGCGGGGCGAGGAAAGCCUGACAGCAGGUGACGGAGGUGGGCUAGACUCCAAAUCCAGUGUGAGUGAUCCUCUUUCUGAUCCACUCGGCAGCAAAGACCUAAAUGACAAGAACACAGCAGUGAAGAUGCCUCAGUCCGUCUCCAGGAAAGGAAGUUUAUCUGUGGUUUCUGACCUCCUCAGCUGCUCAAACUCCAGCAGAUCCACCUCCCUUUAUUCCAUGUCUAACAUUGGUCGUUUGAUGCGAGACCGCUCCCAGUCCAGUUUCUCGGUGUCCUAUAAAAACAUGAAGAAGAGCCCGUCCCUGCAGUCCCUGGAUAACAUCUCCAUCGACAGCAGCCUGCUGGAGGACGGAGACACCUACAGCUUGGACAGAGAUGACGUUUCCAUCUCGGGGUUUAAGGACACCGUCAGUGAGCAGAGCGCCACGGAGGCUGCUACUGGUCCAGAGCAGGAAGGAGGCGUGUCCCCCGACAGCGUCAGCGCUGCAUCCCAGAGCAUUGACGAGCCCACCAAAGAUACGGUGUCUGUGCUCGUAUUAAAGGUGCACUCGGUGUGUGUGAGCAUGGAGUCUGUGGGUGAGAGCUCGGCCGUGGCUCUGGAGGUGGGUAAGAUCACCCCCAGCCAGCUGGGCAACGUCAGCCUGCGACAGUACCUGAGCAACCGCAGCCUCGGUAUGGUGUGUUCAGUACCAAUACCUGCUCAGAGCAGCCAAGCUGGAGGUGACACCAACUCCGCCUCCAACCAAACCAACAACAGUCCGGAAGUGCGGGCACGCCUGGAGAGCGGGCCCUGUGUCGCCGCCCAUUCCCCUCUAGCCAUGCGCAACGGCUUCCUGCAACUGCAUCUCCAUGGAUACCAUGCUAGCUUUGUGAUGUCCACGCUACGCAACCUGGCUCUCUUCCUGGAGGAUGACUCUGCUUCACAAGUCCUGCCCAUGGAGAUCAGUGUCAGGGACACGCACAUCGAUUUAAAGGACGACGGCCCGUGUGACCCCGCAGACAGCGAGCGCUCGCCGAUCUCCCUCCACGUGGACAGUCUCAUCAUUCACAGAAGAGACGACGGGUCUUACUCAGUAGGAGCGGACGCUGCAGCUGAAGCCAAAUCCAAGAAAGCAAAUCUGCUGACUGACAGCAGUCUGAGUGCAGUCCCCGAGACCGUGAGCAGCGUCUGCAGGAUAUCCAAGGCUACGCAGACCCAGACUCCACCCACCAGCUCCGGUCCGUCAGCCAAGGAAAAGAUACUGAUGGAGGAGAACGAAUGUCUCAAGGUGGAGCUGUCCCGAACCAAAAUGGCUCUGGCCGAGGCUCAGAUGGAGAAGGACUCGCUGCUUCACCGCAUCAAGAACCUCAAAACCAACAGCAGCUAGACCCGACGCUGUCGGACAGCAGCGAAGGAAAACCUUUCAUGAGCAAACUAGCGUGACGUCAAACCAACGCAAAGACCUAGAAAACGUUUUUAACUCCUGUUUUAUCAUGAACACAAAAGAGUACAGAAGAACGCCUGAGAACGGAGGAGGGCUGAGGUUUUUAUUCCUGGUGGUUCCUACAGAAAACCCCUCCCUCACUGAUGUUGCUGUCGUAGUUAUAAAGUAAAACACGGCAGCUCGUCUCAAAUCGGCUCCUGAAUGUUGUAUCGUUAGGAGAAUAAUUAAAAAACGACUUUGUUUGCACUGAAACCAGUUUAGUGCUUACACGUUCAUGUAAGCACAUCCUCGGUGAGUGAAUCAUGAAGGAAUGUGAACACAUUUAGUUAUUUUCAAGCAAUUUUUCAAGCAAAAAAGCCUCACGAGGAGUAGCCCGUGCCCUCCACCGUUGUCUUAUUUUUCUAUGUGUAAAUAGACGCUCAUCACGUGCUGCACUUUCAAAUCUGAGGCACUAAAUACGAUAAUUACAACUGUGAGAGAACACGGGAGGAGAAGAGAGGGAGCGACUGAGAACAUAAACGUUAAUGCUCCGUUCUUAAAAAAGAAGAGGAUACGGGCACAUCAAAGCUGGCCCACUAUCGGAGUGUGUCGUUAUGGAAACGGAGACAAAAUGAACUUUAUCUUGUUUUAUGGAUGAGCAUCGACCACAACUGCUGCUGUUUCAUCCCUGUGAGAGCGCCAGGAGGACGCUGAGUUUUAAAACAACGUAUUUUUCUAUCAGCACAACACAAAGGAUAGAUUUAGGUCUCACAACUCUGAUCUCACAAACGAAUACUAACAAAAAUGGCCUACGGUAGUAACAGCUUGGCCCGAUUCAUUUCAGGUUCUGGUUCCCAUCAAGACUAGAAAAUACGACCAGUAAAGAUGUUUAUGAAGACUUUGUUUUCUUACAUUUAUUGCAGAUGUUCUCAUGAGAAAAUGCCGCUUUUGGGAAAAGGAAUAAAAUACAGAAGCUAA
This is a messenger RNA of Nothobranchius furzeri (turquoise killifish), 5714 nucleotides long. It is a transcript of the gene bltp3b, whose product is annotated as bridge-like lipid transfer protein family member 3B. The record is from RefSeq and is a predicted model, not a curated record. NCBI's taxonomy places the organism in Eukaryota, Metazoa, Chordata, Actinopteri, Cyprinodontiformes, Nothobranchiidae.